AUAUAAUUAAGGUGUGAAAAUCGAAUCCUGUAUUGUAAAAUAUUUAAUCCUGUGUUUCAUAAAUCGAGUUUAUCGAUAUUUCUGAUGCUUUUGUGGUUGCACAAAAAAAGGGUGUGUUUGGUAUUCGGCUUAGCGUUGCUUACCGCAACUGAGAGAAAGUGUAAAUUGGACGAAUUGUUUUGAAAAUGAUGAUUCAAUAUUUGAUAAGUGAAUAGAUGAAUAGAAGUUAAAAAGUGGCUGUUCAUAUUGUUUAUGCUAAUUUUUGCAAUAAAUUUAGCAAAGAAUUUAAGAUAAUUGUGUUGUUUGAAAUUUGCGUUGAAAUUGCAACUUAGCUCUGACUUGAAAAGAAAUCAGACAUUCCAAAGUGAAUCAAGUCGUUUCAAUGAUUGUAAAAUAAACAACAAUAAAUACAUGUUUUAGAACGUUUGUUAAACUUAUUUAUAUGUGGUGGUUAAAAUAAAUCAAUUCUUUCGAAACUUCAACCCUUGAAUGAAAAAUUACUUAAUACCAUAAGAUAUUUGUAGACAUAUACAUAGUAUAACUUCUUACAACAAUCAAUCAUGGCUUGGAGGUUUAAGGCUUCAAAAUAUAAAAAUGCUGCACCUAUUGUACCAAAACCAGAAUCAUGUAUACGUGACAUAUGUGUUGGUUCUUAUCAAACAUUCGGCAACAACAUUGCCGCAUCGGCAGCAUUUAUGGCUUUUAACUGGGAACACACAGGUGCAAGUGUUGCUGUACUUCCUCUUGAUGAUUGCGGUCGUAAGAGCAAGACUAUGCCAUUACUACAAGCUCAUACAGACACUGUUACUGAUUUAGAAUUUUCACCUUUUCAUGACGGAUUACUGGCAACAGCUUCGCAAGAUUGUUUGGUUAAAUUGUGGCACAUUCCUGAAAAAGGAUUGGAAGUGUCUUUAUCUGAUCCAGAAUGCGUUUUUUCACAUAAACAACGUCGUGUCGAAACUGUUGGUUUUCAUCCGACUGCUGAUGGUCUUUUAUAUUCCACUGCAGCUGGUUGUGUCACUUUAUUUGAUAUUACAACACAAUCUGAAUUAUAUUCCAACAAUGAACAUACAGAUGUUAUUCAAUCCGCUAGCUGGAAGCAAGAUGGAACUUUAUUAGCAACAAGUAGUAAAGAUAAAAUUAUUCGCAUUUUGGAUGUUCGCACGGAUUCUUCACCAAUAAAAUUAUUUACUGAGUCGCAUCAAAGUAUUAAGGAUUCUCGAGUAGUUUGGUUAGGUGAUCAAAAUCGAAUACUUAGUACAGGUUUUGAUGCGGCUAGAUUGCGUCAAGUUAUAAUAAGGGACUUGCGCAACUUUACAGUGCCGGAGAAGACAUUAGAGUUGGAUUGCUCUACCGGAAUAUUAAUACCUCUUUAUGAUCCUGAUACAAAUAUGUUAUUUUUAGCUGGCAAGGGCGAUACAACUAUUAACUAUCUAGAGGUUACAGAAAAGGAGCCAUUCCUUAUUGAAGGUUUACGUCAUACUGGUGAACAAACUAAGGGAGCAUGUUUAGUGCCGAAACGCGCAUUAAAAGUGAUGGAAGGAGAAGUUAACCGCAUUUUACAAUUAACUUCAAAUAUGGUUAUUCCUAUAAUGUAUCAAGUACCAAGAAAAACAUACAGAGAUUUUCAUAGUGAUUUAUAUCCAGAAACUUCAGGUUAUAAAACUGAAUUAAAUGCUGUUGAAUGGUUUAAUGGUAAUAACUUAUCAGUACCAAAAAUAAGCUUAGACCCCGGAAAACGUACAUUUGGAGACGCUCCAAUUGUUAUACAUCGAGGAAACUUAAAUGAGUUUAAGAAAAAUAUUGAAAAUAUUAGCAAUAAAGAUAUUAUCUUAUCUAAGGCAGUAACUUCAAUAAAUUGCAAUGGAUUUCAAUGUAGCAAUGAACAUAUUAAUGAUAAAAAAUUACUGCAAUAUGAAAAAAAAGUUGAUAAAAAAAGCGAAACGGAUGAUGUGAGUUUUUUAAUCUCUAAAAAUGAUACAAGAAAAACAAAUGAGUCUAAAUAUAAAACGGAUUCUGAAAAAGACAAUAGUAGAUCCAAUCAGGAAUCAAUUGCAGAUAUAUCCCUUGAAUGCGAAAACGAACAAAUAAAUUCUACAAAUCUAUUAUAUCAACUUCAAUUGGACAGCAACAGCAGUGCAACUAUUCCACCGAAGCCCAUGCCGCGUACAUCGCGCAAUAACUCAUUGCCCGAUGCGGUACAUCUAAGCUCUGAUGAUGUCAUACCUACACCUCGUCCGCGAAUAGCUGCUAUUUCAUCAUACAAGCCUCGACUCGGACCAAAACCAUUUUCAUGUACUUCCGGUGAUGUUACGUUUGACAAAGUGUUUUCAGUUCCCGUUGCACCUGGUUCGCUUGAAAAUAUUCAUCAUUUGGAAUCGUUAAACAUUAACGUCGGUCAAUAUAACCAAACUAAACCAGAUUUAAUUGUUGAAAUUGAAAUUAAAAAACCGUUGAACGACUAUGAAAAAAAUGAAAUUGAAAAAUCUCUAACAACUUCAGAACGGAGAAAGUCUUCAACUGACUUUACUAAAUCAACAGAAAAGAUAUUUGAACAAAAUAACUCUGAGUCAUCAGAAAAUUCCACAGAGGGUGAAGAUAAACCUGAUGCUGAUCUAAGACGAUUGUCAACAACUCGUAGUAGUAUUGCAGAACGUCGCCGCUUGUAUGAGAAUCGUUCAAAGAGUACUAUUGAAGAGAAAACUAUGCAUUCUCCAGUUCCAUUAAGGCGCGAAAGCUCAAAAGUUGAAAGUGCAAACUUAACAUCUAACAAUCAAAAUUAUAUUACAAAUGCUGGAGAGGGAAAGCGUAUAUCUGUUCCAGAAGAUAAACUAUCUGAAGAACGUCGUAAAAAUAUUUUGAAUGAAAGUGGAAUUAUAAAGAAAUCGUCAACCGAUGUUUCUAUAACAACAUCAACUAAACGUACAUCGACUGUUUUCGGUAGGGUUUCGAAAUUUCGUCAUUUGAAAGGCACACCUGGACACAAAUCAACACACAUUGAGAAUGUUCGUAAUAUUAGCCGUCAAAUACCUGGAGAAUGUAAUGGUUUUCAUGCAAAUCAUGAACGUGUUGCAGUACCAUUGUCAGGGCCUGGUGGUAAAAUAGCAAUUUUUGAAUUAAAUCAGCCUGGAAGGCUGCCAGAUGGUGUAAUACCAUCUCUUGUAAAUGGAAAUAAUAUCAUGGAUUUCCAGUGGGAUCCUUUUAAUCCAAAAAGAUUAGCAGUAGCUUGUGAUGAUGGCAUUGUCAAACUUUGGUAUAUUAAUGAUGGUGGUCUUAAAGAACCUACAAAUGCUCAUGAAAAAGAAUUAGUAGCUCAUUUCGACAAAAUAUAUUUUAUUAGAUUUCACCCAUUAGCUGAAGAUAUAUUACUAACCGCUAGUUAUGAUAUGACUAUAAAAAUAUGGAAUUUACAUACAAUGGAAGAAAAGUGUUUGUUAUUAGGACAUACAGAUCAAAUAUUUGACUUUGCUUGGAGUCCUUGUGGAAAAUUAGGAGCAUCGGUGUGUAAGGAUGGUAAAAUACGCAUUUUCAAUCCUCGAAAGUCGGAAAUUGCAAUUCUCGAAGGAAAUGGUCCUGUAGGUACCCGGGGCGCUCGAAUAUCAUUCGCUUUGGAAGGACAGUACAUAGUUUGCACAGGAUUUGAUAAAGUAUCAGAACGUCAAAUAAGUGUAUAUAAUGUACAUAAAUUAUCAACACCACUUAAUACAAUGAGUUUAGAUGUUUCACCAUCUAUACUUAUACCCUUUUAUGAUGAAGAUAGUUCGACUUUGUUUGUUACUGGCAAAGGGGACUCCACUAUUUACUGUUAUGAAAUUACAGAUGAAGAACCGUAUAUAUGUGCUUUGUCCCAUCAUCGUUGCAAUUCAUUGCAUCAAGGGUUAAGUUUUCUUUCAAAAAAUCAUUGUGAUGUUGCAAAUGUUGAAUUUUCAAAAGCCUAUCGAUUAACUAAUACUACAAUUGAGCCACUCAGUUUCACCGUUCCACGUAUUAAGAGUGAACUAUUUCAAGAUGAUUUAUUUCCUCCAACACGAGUUACAUGGAAGCCUAUUAUGUCACCUGACGACUGGUUUGCAUCUAACGAUAAGAGAGUGGUAAAAAUUAGUCUUCAGCCUAAAGGCAUGGAUACUUUAUCUUCUAUACAAGUGUGCCAACAUAAAAAAAGUGACCCUGGACAAUUUGUCGUAAAAACUGAAAACGAAAAAACAAAACAACAGCAAAUUCAAAAAGCAGUUAGUGCGCGUCUAGAGUAUAAUACCAAAUUGGAGCAAGAUGAAAUGGAAGGAGUAGAUGAGAAUGAGUGGCAAGAUUAGAAAAAAAAACUAGUAUAAGCAAUAGAAUAUACAACUAUAUGAAGUAAUUUCAUAACUUAUUAUAAAUUUUACGUAUUAUCAUACAUAAACAUAUUUUUUAUCAACAAAUAGAAAGCAAAUAGUAAUAUCUGAACAUAUAUACAUAUUAAGCGAAUAAUAUAAUGACUGCAUUUAAAAGUUUUAUAGACUGGUAAUAUCUAUGGUAAUAUUUUGUACAAAUAUUAUCUAAAGUAUAUAUCUUUUUAAGAUAUUAAAUUCAGUCUUACUAUUUUUUAUAAGCAAAUAUACAGCUUUUAAAUUUCUUAUAUUAAGAUGCACGGAAUGUUGUGCAAAAUUUUAAAGCAAAUAUAAAAAAGGCAUCAUUACAAAAACCAAACGAUUUUGUAAUACAAUUUUAAUAGAAGCGGAUUUUUUAAGAAUAACCUACCUUUUAUAUACUUAUUAUAUUUAUAAGAUUUUACUUUUGUCUAAAUUUAUUAUAAAUGUCAAAACGAAAAGACUAAUGAUUGCCAUAACAUAUUUAUACAAACUUAAAUCUUUGUAACGACUAACGAUUUUAGGAAUUCGUAGUAAUGUCAUUUAAAACAAAAUACUAAAAAUUUGAAUUUUAUGAUGUACUGAUUUUGAAAUUCUGAAAUAAUGAUUUUUCAGCUCUAAAUAAAAAAGCAAUAAUGUAAAAUAUUUCAGCAUUUAUAUAUUACAUUUAGUUUAAUGUAUAUUUUUUAUAAACAUAAAAAAUAAUUAGAAUUUUACAUGCAGUGUUUUGUCUAAUUCUUUGGGAAUUAAUUUGAAUUGUCAUUACUGAAAAAAAUAAAACCACAUUUUUAUAUUAUUUUAGCGUAGCCAGUAAUUUUUAAAUUAAAAUAAAUUUAAUAU
Teleopsis dalmanni is the source of this 5186-nucleotide messenger RNA. It is a transcript of the gene pod1, whose product is annotated as coronin-7. The coding region runs from base 561 to 4310 and encodes 1249 amino acids. The transcript has 16 exons. The record is from RefSeq and is a predicted model, not a curated record. Gene Ontology annotation, molecular function: protein binding. NCBI's taxonomy places the organism in Eukaryota, Metazoa, Arthropoda, Insecta, Diptera, Diopsidae.